Messenger RNA from Tripterygium wilfordii, 911 nucleotides. RefSeq names its product HMG-Y-related protein A-like. The record is from RefSeq and is a predicted model, not a curated record. Gene Ontology annotation, biological process: negative regulation of DNA recombination; regulation of DNA-templated transcription; chromosome condensation. Gene Ontology annotation, molecular function: double-stranded DNA binding; nucleosomal DNA binding. Lineage: Eukaryota; Viridiplantae; Streptophyta; Magnoliopsida; Celastrales; Celastraceae. Bases 151 to 708 code for a protein of 185 amino acids. The transcript has 2 exons. Gene Ontology annotation, cellular component: nucleosome; nucleolus; chromatin.
CUUCGCGAUAAAAAUAGGAUGGACAGUGAAUUGCUUUGUCGGACUAGGACCUGCCUCAGGUGGCGACUCACCGGGUGAGGACGGGCAAACUCGUUCUCUUCACUUGUGGUUUCUAUAGCUCUGUCUGCGAAUCAGUGUCGCGAAAGAUUAAUGGCCACUGAAGAAGUAAAUAAGCCUCCUUCACUCCCUCCAUACCCGGAGAUGAUUUUGGAAGCCAUUGCAGUGCUCAAUGAGAAUAACGGAUCAAACAAGACAUCCAUAUCAAAGUACAUUGAAUCAAAGUAUGGGGACUUGCCAGCUGGACACUCUACGCUGCUCUCACAUCACCUAAAUAAAAUGAAGGAUACAGGGGAGCUUGUAUUUUGGAAAAAUAACUACAUGAAGGCAGACCCCAAUUCACCUCCCAGACGUGGUCGUGGCAGGCCUCCCAAGCCCAAGGAUCCAUUAGCAUCGGAUGCUGUCCUAACCUUGUCUAGGCCUAGGGGCCGCCCACCAAAGGACCCAAAUGCGCCACCAAAACCGGUGAAGCCAAAAGUGGCCACGGGUAGUGGAAAGCCAAGAGGAAGGCCUCGGAAGAUGGCGAAGCCAAGUGGAAGCGUGGUUGGUACUGCUACAAUCACAGUGGAGAUGGCGACAGGGACUGGGAGGCCAAGGGGUCGGCCUCCGAAGGUAAAGCCUGUUGUGAACGAAGUGAGUGUUGAAAAUUAGAAUCCGCAGUUUUUAGUAUUUGUGCAGUAGCUUCUGACCUCCUGUUGGUUUUAUGUGAUUGUAGACCAAUUGAUGUUGUUAGUUUUCAUGUAGAAUAGGUGAUGUUUUUAAGGUUUGCAGGAAUUUGACCGUUACUAGUGUUCUUUUAGUGGUUUGCUUGAUUGUUUUUCCUUCACAAUUGCACAUCCUUUUAUUUUUCUUCG